This is a messenger RNA of Strongylocentrotus purpuratus (purple sea urchin), 1072 nucleotides long. RefSeq lists its product as uncharacterized. Lineage: Eukaryota; Metazoa; Echinodermata; Echinoidea; Camarodonta; Strongylocentrotidae. The transcript is spliced from 3 exons. The record is from RefSeq and is a predicted model, not a curated record. Bases 1 to 834 code for a protein of 277 amino acids.
AUGCCGACUGACGGGUCAACAUCAGACAUAAGCCACCAAGGUACUGCAUCAGCUAGUGAUGAACCUACGUCACAUGUUCUGGAUAAUACUUUUUCAACCACGGGAACCUUACAUACUUCCUUGGGGACACUUUCAUCAGUCGCUACAUCAGUCGCUACAUCAUUCGAAAGUAUAACAACGGAGACAGUAAAAGAAGAAGCUUCAAGCGACUCGUACCAUACUGGACGAUCUGUUGCUACCUCACAAUAUGAUACAUCAACAGGCACAGAUUACUUCAGGGAGACCUCAAAUAAUCUAGGGACAUUCGUGACUCUACAUCAAUCUAUAGGAACUACAGGUCUUGUUAACACUUACUCGCCCAAACCCUUCUUGGCUUCCUCUGACCCUACGUUUGAAACCUCGACAACUAUUGGGCAAAUAAGCCCAGAGGUUCCAACAGAAGACGCAACAACUCUUGAAAUAGACAGACCAACACUAGGAAUUACAGAAGGUGCUACUACAACCCCAGCUGAAGAGACUAAAUGGUCUACUACAGUAAAGAGAGCUACGACGGAUCAACGAGUAACUACCCAAGGGCCAGUUUCCGCAGAAACCACCUCGAGCUGGUGGGUGAUCUUUCUUGGUAGCGUGGGGGCUGCAUCAUUAUUUUUGUUGUUGGCUUCCUGUACCGGAUUCAUCUUCGCAAUGGUCUUUAAGGAGAGACGCAAGAUGCAUCACAAGGGGUUUGAGUCAUCGGAUUCUAGUGCACCUGGAAGUCUGGAGUUUAACGUUACCUACAACCCAGGAGCAACCACGAUCACAGACCCUGAAGAUCCAGCCAUGUUUCACUACUAGUAUUAUGUAAACGCUUGAAAGGCUAUAAAAACCCUCAAAAAAUUCAAUGCAAAAAUAAAUGCAACUCGAAAUGAAUUUGUAUCUUAGAAGAAAAGACGUUACAAACCUCUCGGCGAAAAGUGGUUAUAGUAUAUAUGAUGCUAAAACAAUGUCAAUCAGAAUAUGCAGCUUUAUUAUAUUGGUAAAAUAUGGCAGUAAUUGGGUUUAUCGUCUAUGAUUAAAUCAAAUUGAUUGUGGA